AUGAAUUUCAUAAAGGCACUGGGGAAUCUUUAUUUUGUCCAUGAAGAAGUUGACGUAGCAGAAAUAUGGGAUUUUGAAGCAUCCAAAUUCUUUACAGUCGAAGGUCGAGAGCUUUUCUUCCUCUUUUUUUCUUCCUCUUUUUUCUUCCUUUCUCCCAUUAUUAGUCCUUUUCAUUGCCCCUCCUCUUCUUAUUCACCUCCUUUUUCUUUUCUUUAUUAUUUUCCUCCUCCUUUUUUUAUUGCCCUCCUCCUUCUUCUUUUUAUUGCCUUUCCUCCUCUUAUUUCUUUUCCUGACUCUUUUACCUUUUUUCUUCCUUCUCCUAUCCUAUUUCUCUUCCUCCUUUUCUUUAUUGCCCUUCCUCUUCUUCUUCUUUAUUGCUCCUCUUCCUCCUCUUUAUUGCCCCUCCUCCUCUUAUUUCAUUUAGCUGCCUCCUCCCUUUUACCUUUUUUCUUCCUAUUUUCUCCUAUCUUUAUUGCCUCUUUCUCUUCUUUAUUGCCCCUUUCUUUAUUUGCUGCCCCCUCCUUUUACCUCUUCUUUGUUAUCCUCCUUUUCCUCCUUUCUUUAUCGCCCUUCCUCCCUCCUCUUAUUUCAUUUUUUUUUUGCCCCUCCUUUCAUUUUUCCCUCUCUUUUACCUUUUUUCUUCCUUCUCCUAUCCUAUUUCUCUUCCUCCUACACUUCCUUUCUUUUUCUUCUGCUCCCUCCUCUUCUCCAUUACCCCUCCUCUUAAUUUCACUUCUUUCUCUCUUUUUCCUCUCCACCUUCUUCCUUUCAUUGGUUUUCUUUUUAUCAUCUGCUUCCUACAUCUCCUACUCUUUUUCUUUUCACUCCUCUUCCUGUCCCUCUUUUCUCAACCCCCCUACCAACCCUCACAUUUUCACCUUGAAUUUUCCUUUGAAUUCUCUCUAUUGCUUCUCAAUUAUUGCUUCAUUUGAGUUUUCCUGA
Messenger RNA from Acanthosepion pharaonis, 942 nucleotides. The record is from the annotation of a GenBank genome assembly. Lineage: Eukaryota; Metazoa; Mollusca; Cephalopoda; Sepiida; Sepiidae.